AUGGCUAUUGAGUGGCAGAAAGGCUGGAGUGACUCCCUGCGGCCGAUGGACAGACAUGGAAGUGUAAAGGUCAGAGGACGGAGGCCCUCUCAGCUCCCAAUAGACAAACCACAAAAUUCCCAGGAGCCUUUGCAACAACCUGGGUCGGUUCGCAAGAGUCACAGGAGGAAAGGUACGUUAGUGUGCAGCAGUAAUGGGACCGGCAGCAGCUCCAUCUACUCUGUUGCCAUGGUGGCGAUCCCCGACUGCGUUGACAACGGCACGCAGACGGACAUCAGCUUCCAGAACAUUGUACCGCAGGGGAAGAGCAGAGGCCACCACCACCACCGGGGAGGCGGCUUCUCCUCCCCUCCACCCCCUCCACCCUCCCCUCCAGCCCCUCACCUCAGGGCACCGUAUGGGAUCAAUGAGUUCUGUGUGUUUGAGUACAACGACCCCGAUGACUACUUUGACGUCUCCAACCACGAGGUGGACAGACAGGACGACCUGGAGUAUGAGGAGGUGGAGCUGUACAAAUCCAGCCAGCAGGAGAAGCUGGGUCUGACAGUCUGCUACAGGACGGACGACGAGGAGGAUCUUGGGAUUUAUGUUGGAGAGGUUAAUCCAAACAGCAUAGCGGCCAAGAAUGGACGCAUCAGAGAGGGCGACAGAAUCCUACAGAUUAACGGAGUGGAUAUUCAGAACCGAGAGGAAGCAGUGGCCAUUUUGACCAGAGAGGACAGCAUCAACUUCUCCCUGCUGCUGGCCAGGCCUGAUAUAGAGAAUGAUAACCCUGUUCUUCCAGAGGAGGAAAUGGAGCUGACUCUGGAAGGAGGAGGCUUACACCAAAACCCUCGAGCCUCCUCCUGCUCCGUCAAAUCCACCCACCCCUCUGGCUAUUAUCGCCUCUGCCGGGGGGUAGGAGGAGGCCUGGCCUGCCCAGGGGGAGCAGGAGGUAGAGAAGGUGCAGGGGGUGAUGUGGACGUGGAGGACGAAGAGGAUGAGGAUGGGGAGAGAGGAGAGAAGGAGGACAGAGACCCACCUGUACCACUCCCUCCUCUGCUGAGCCUGGCUCCUCUUCUGUCCAACAGCCAGGAACUGGACAGCGGAGUGGGCCGGACUGACGACAGCACCCGCUACGAGGAGUCGUCCGAACACGACCUGCUGGGUGAUCAGACCAGUGCCUGUAACACCAACACCACCAACACACCUGGCAGCACAAGGAAGUUCAGACCGGGACCCAGCCCCAGGCCAAGUCCGAGACCCAGUCCUGGCCUCGGACCCAGCCCAGGGCAGGGCCGAGGAGACACAAUCCCUCCUUUCCUCCACCUGCGAGACCUUCAGCUCAGCUCCGACUCCCUCCCUGGCCUGGACUGGGCAGCUGGGGGAGGAACAGGAGGAGCAGCAUACAGCCCCCAUCACCACCACCACCAUAAGCUCUACCACCACCACCAUCACUUUCAGCCCCCUCUGACUAUGAUGAUGCCAGGCCUGACGGAGGAGGAGUGCCAGCGAUAUCAGGAGCUGCUGGAGAUCAAGUGCCAGUACGAAAAACGUAACGAAAAACAGCAAAGAGAAGCAGUGAAAAAUGAUUGUGAGGAUAUCGGAGCAGAGCUGAAAGUCCAGCAAGGGAGAGAAGAGGCAGAGAAGGAAACUUCUUCUUCUGUGGUGGACGUGAACUGCAAUGCGACUUUAAGUGAGCAUGAGAUGGCGCUGAUUGAGGAGGAGUUGCGCCACCUGGAGUUCAAGUGUCGCAACAUUCUUCGAGCACAGAAGAUGCAGCAGCUCAGAGAGAGAUGUCUGAAAGCCUGGAUGAUGGAGGAGGAGACGGUGGCAGCCGGAGCGGGGAGACCAGGCACUCCUGAAGCAGGUAUGGAUAAUGAUAAUGAGGACAACGGUGAUAACGAUCCUCAUCGCCACGAGUUGUCGGCCAUCAACGAGCUCCCGGAGCGAGAACGAUCGGACGACAAAGACAGCACCAGCGCCUACAACACCGGAGGGGAGAGCUGCCGGAGCACACCAUUGGUCAGCACCGAGCAGAUCCCGCAUCCCCAGGAAGAGGAAGAUGAAGAAGGGAGACGACUAUUGUCUCCGCCUCCUCUUCUCCCCCUCGGUCGCCUCCCACCACUGAACUCCCCCCUCACCCCCCGGCGUCACAGGCGGGACCGAGACAGAGAGAGACGCCAUUCGAACCUCAGCUGCUCUUUCUCCCCGAGCACUUACAGGAAGUACGAAACAGCCAAUGGCAAUGUGACGCAUGGCUCAAGUUCCACCCCCUCUACACCCUCCAAGUUCAGUUCUCUGACUAGAGAGGCGGGGUCAUCUUCAAGAAGAGGCGUGGCUGAUGGAGGGCGGGGCUCCAGAGCAGGUGGCACCAUCGACAGGCCUGGAGGUGGAAGUGCUGAGUCCAGUCCCUAUUUCACCAGAAGACACCACAGCCACAACAAACCUUUAGAGCGCUACCAGAGCUGCAUGACCCUGCCCUCCGAGGGCCUGGUGGACCCACUGGACCGAGUGAGGGCCGAGGGAGAGGAGAGAGGGAUGGGCACAGGCAGCAGUGGCCCAGCUAGCCCCAGGAGUGUGAACAGUGCCCCCUGUGGCCUGGAGGACCAAUAUACAGGCGCCUCACGGUUAGGACUGGCUUUACCUCUCAGCCUGACGCACUCAUCACCAACUGCCUCACCACAACGAAUGGAGUGGAAGGUCAAGAUCCGGAGCGACGGCACUCGCUACGUGGCCAAGCGGCCGGUCAGGGAUCGUCUUCUGAAGGCCAGAGCCAUAAAGAUCAGAGAGGAACGCAGCGGCAUGACGACCGACGACGACGCUGCCAGUGAGAUGAAACAGGGCCGAUACUGGAGCAAAGAGGAGAGGAAGCAGCAGCUGCUGAGAGCCAGAGAAUACCGACGAAGAAGAGAGUUCAUGAUGCAGAGCCGUCUGGAAUACCUCAAAGGAGACAGGGACGGUUCAUCAGCAGGAGGAGCUGAAGACCUCGGUUCAUCCCAGGCGGCCCAGCUUCCCUCCCGACAUGACUCUCCCAGCAACAACAUCCUUUUACUGAGCCAGAAGAAGAUCAUGAAGAAGAGGAAUCGACGCAUCCUCGACAACUGGAUCACCAUCCAGGAGCUGCUGGCUCACGGCUCAAGGUCGCCGGACGGAAAGAAAAUAUACAACCCUCUGCUCUCUGUGACCACGGUGUGACCUGAAGACAGAGAGGACGAAGAAGAGGAGGAAAGGAAAUAAUACUAACUUGGAAUUAUAAUAUCAAAGCUUGAGCUUUCUUUGAGCUGGAGGGAAAAUAGAAACCUGUUGAAAAUAUAAUAGAAGGCAAAAGUGGAUGAAAAGAGGAGAGAUUUAAAACUUUAAACAUUUUUGUGUAGAGAAAGAUCUGCUUAAAACUCUCCCCCGAACUGUUGUUGAUAGUGAAAGCAAGUGGAAUGACAAAGGGGAGAAAAAGGAGAAUAAAAGUUUAUGGAGGAUGGAGUAUAAGGACAAAGUGCACCAGGAGACGCCUGAAAUGUCACAGAACAGGUCGGAAAAAAUGUACAGAAGACUUUGAAGGAGGACUCAACAUAGAACAAGUGGUAAUAGUCUCCAAAGAAAUCAGGAAUUACCCUGAGGUGUGAAGGCCCUGUCACACAUGGCAGAAACGUAUGCUGGCAUAUAUGAAAAUUUGAGUUCAAAUACAUCCAACUUUUCAUCGGAUCGGAAAAGUGAACAUAUACAGAUGCGCAUGUCUAA
This is a messenger RNA of Cottoperca gobio, 3717 nucleotides long. RefSeq names its product PDZ domain containing 4 (gene pdzd4). NCBI's taxonomy places the organism in Eukaryota, Metazoa, Chordata, Actinopteri, Perciformes, Bovichtidae. Gene Ontology annotation, molecular function: protein binding. The record is from RefSeq and is a predicted model, not a curated record. Bases 1 to 3177 code for a protein of 1058 amino acids. The transcript is spliced from 17 exons.